AAAUGGAAAAGGCGAUCUCCACUCUCCAAUUCAUAUCUACGAUGUCCUACGCAAAGUCGCUUUUUGCAAAGCAGGACUUUUUGCAAAUAUUGCCCGCUCUAUGGCUGAGCAGGAGCUCGAGUGCGAAUCAGUGUGUGUCGGAAGCUCCUCGACUAAUAGCGAAGAGCGUUCCACGGAACAACGUCGUGACGAUUUCAUGUUAGUUUCGAGCGAGUCAACUAUGUCUACUGACGGGUCUAAAGAACUUUUCCGAGUGGUGCUGCGUGAUCGUAGACAUGAAAGGGAAGAGCUCCACCUGUUGUUCUACUUAAUUGCCGUUGCAACAGAUCAAACUUCACCACUGGAGGAAGAACGUCACCGCGAGGAUUCCAGGCAGAGCGAAGUUGGAGAAUUCAAAAACUUCGAAAAGAAAAAAGAAGUACCGCCUGUAGAAAGUGUGAAGGAUAUAGAGCAAAUGGUGAACCGGAUCAAUGACGAUGACGCGGAUGGCAGUUUGUCGUCUCGUAGACGGUUCUCCAGCGGUGGCCACUUGCAGAGCUCUACAACUGCUGCUUUAUCCAUCAACAAGCCGCCCAAUUUGGUAUCAGAUGCAGAGUCGAUUCUGAACUCACCCCGUUGCUCCGAAGGAUUCCUAAAAGGCGCGGAAUCAGACGGAGACGUGCAUCGAGUGACCGUUCAAGGAAAUGCACCACGUCGUCAUCGGAAACCGGCAUAUAAUGACGAUGGUACGAUUCCUGGUGAGCAUGUGACCUAUAUUCAUUUCCUUAGCACACGACAAAGAAUACUACAGAAGGAAGUCGAAGAUGCUGUUUCGCAGUUCAGCCUCCAACUAACCUCAUGCGUGAAAGAGGCGGAAUUUCUGUGUCGCCGUGCGAUUAUGUGGAAACAAUGUUUGAUAGUGACAAAUCCUGAUUUGGAUGCGAUGUUUAUGAUAGAAUGUGUCGGUGAAACCACUCCAACACUUAGUGUGCUACUUAAAGAGGCGGAUCUUGUCGAGGACACACAGGACGAAUCGAAACUGUUCCGCUGA
This is a messenger RNA of Haemonchus placei, 1030 nucleotides long. Lineage: Eukaryota; Metazoa; Nematoda; Chromadorea; Rhabditida; Trichostrongylidae. The record is from the annotation of a GenBank genome assembly.